Colletotrichum orchidophilum is the source of this 990-nucleotide messenger RNA. RefSeq lists its product as uncharacterized. The record is from RefSeq and is a predicted model, not a curated record. The transcript is spliced from 2 exons. The coding region runs from base 1 to 990 and encodes 329 amino acids. Lineage: Eukaryota; Fungi; Ascomycota; Sordariomycetes; Glomerellales; Glomerellaceae.
AUGGCGAGAGGAAGGACCUGGUGCACUCGCCGCAACUGCGCCUUCCGCCUUCCGCUUGCCACCGGCGUGCGCUCCUGUGCUCCUGCCACACCGGACGAAAAGGCAAAGCUUCGAUUUGAUUCCAAUCUGCAACCUCGCGACUUCGCGACUUCGCAACUUCACAUCUUCACUGGUCCAGAGAUCCCCCUCCUCAACAACGCCUUCUGCAGCACCCCUCCCACCGUCCCACGGCUUUGUACAGUACACGGCACACCAAAGUCAAAGUCGCGGUGUGCGCAAUUCCCUCACUUCGCCGGUCAUCCCACGAAUCAGGCACAGCCGCCGGUCAACCCCGACCGCUGGGGUGCUGCUGCAUGGUGUCUCGGACGCCGAAAUCGCUCGCCCGCCGUUGCAGAUACCAUCUCCCGACAACCCAUCUGGACCAGCGGACGCGGCAUUCUGUUCCUUGGCUCCUUUCGCCGUCGCCGACAAGACGCCGCGGUAAAAUUUGAUCCAUCUAUUUCCUUACCAUUCGUCUGCGGGAACCAAGACGAGGCGAGACGGGGCGAGGCGACGGAACACAAAGCAAGAGAUCCGGCUCACCACAGUCUCCAAGACCUGGACCUGGACCUUGACCUUACGAACAAUGACCAUACCCUCUGCUCAAUUUGCCGCGAAGAACGACUGGCCUGGAAGCUCGACAAGCGGAAGCAAACGAGCCGGUACGAGGGCCAAUUCGAUAGACAGCGUCCUAUCCAUCCCGUCUUGCAGCGGCCUUUGGCCCUCUCAUUUAACGGUUACUGCGUUGGUCCUUGGUGCAAGACGAUAGCGAGGCAAACACGGCUCUUCAAAUCCAAACCAGCCAACCAGGGCCUGUCAGUUGUCCGUCAUUCCACCGACCCCGGCCCCGUCCCCACCGGGGAACAAGCGGCCGGUAUCCCGCUGUCUCAAGAUUUCAGAAAGGACCUGGACCAGGUUCUAGAAGGACGGGGCACGCUCUGGCGCACUUGA